This is a messenger RNA of Paraglomus occultum, 2949 nucleotides long. NCBI's taxonomy places the organism in Eukaryota, Fungi, Glomeromycota, Glomeromycetes, Paraglomerales, Paraglomeraceae. The record is from the annotation of a GenBank genome assembly.
AUGUUACUUGAUAAAGAGACUUUAACAAAGGAUUUGUCUUUCAAUUUAACUGAGAAAUCCAAAACUGAGGAGGAGGAUGUCGAUGAGAAAUCUGACUAUAUUGAAUUUGAAGAAUUUGAUGAUAACGAGCUAUGCGAAGAUGAAUACGAUGAAUACGACACUACUGUAGUUGGCAUCCUCAGAGUCAAAAUUGGUCAAGAGAACGAUGUUGUUUUAUCGGACGAUAUGGGUGUUCGCGCCUUUAAGGUUAAUUCGCAGGGAGCUGCCAAAAAGGGGACGCCUGCAUACACAGCCAACGACGUCUGCGGAGUACAUUGCGUUCCAGUACACAAUGCAAAGGGCCAGCUCGUUUUCGAAAUUUUCAAUAAAACUUUGACUGAUUUUGAUGCUGGAUCUUUUUCAUUAACGUUGAACGAUUUGAUUACGCGCAAUUCAGAUGGACUAUAUUAUAAGAGACAAGCCUUGGAAAAAAGUAAACAGAUCAAUAUUCCGGGAGGGAAUAAGUGCAAGGUGCGGCUUAACGCUCAAUUUUAUUCUACAAGAUUUGAAAGUGGCCACUUCGAUUUCAGCGAGAACACUGUUGACAUCGAUGACUUGUACCGUCUUAUCGGCAUGGCAUUUAACGCCAUUGCUUUCAAUGUUAGCAACGACUUAGCUCUCUGCUUUAAUUUUGGAUCUGCGUCGGAUCUCUUUCACGCCCUAGCAGCGCUUGCCGAACAAAUUGUUGCGCCCAUUGCUGAGGACUCUUUGAAUAAGCCGGAAUCUGCGUCCACCGGAAAUGGAGCGCCACCUGUUUAUUCGCUUGUUCCUCUGCUCGCUUUCCCCAAGACCAAAUCAAAGAGAGUGCAUGAGUUUGAAUCAAACGGUCGUAACAAAGUGAUUCCAUAUACACGUGGUGAAGCGAAGUCUUUUGGACAAUUUGAAACAGAGCCAUGGGUCGCUCCCUGCGUCAGAACAGCGGUCAUGCUGGAUGAUCGAAAUGAUCGUGUAUUGUUCAUUGGUAAACACACGAUACAGUUAUGGUCUAACUUUGCAAAAGAAAAUAAAACUCUGCAGUAUAUUUGGUGUGGACCAAGUAAUGAACAAAAUCGAGAAAAAGAUUUUAUUAAAGAAUACUCUAUUACGUGGGCAGCAUUGACGAAACUAUCAGACGAAGUCUUUACUAUCGCUUUCGCAUACAAGAAGCAAGGCAUCAGUCAUAGUAUUAAAACGGGAUUCCGCUUGCCGCGUAAAGAUGAUCCUGCCAGUUUCCGUACAGUAAGAGAUGCAUCGUAUGCUCUUGGAAUUUUGGACUCAGUUGAAUGUAAAUCAUGGCCGGAUAAAGGCUACCAACAUUAUGAAACGCUUCUUGACCGCUGCAAAUUGAUCAUCGAUUGUGCCCUUUCGUCUUCCGAUGGCGACGCGUUUGGCAGUAUUGGAUCGACUGACGAAUCGGAGGGCAGAGGUUUUCAGCUUAAAUCAAUUGAUGACGAAUCAGAGCACAAGGGUUUUCAGCUUGAAGAAAUUGGUGGCACUUCAAAAGCAUGGAGCAAAAUAUUGCAAGUUUUAAUGCAAUUUGAUUGUGGACGUUCCAAUUCUUUGAUUGAGGAAUUGUUGAAGAAAGAAAAAAUUACCCUGAAAUUGGAUAAUUUCGAGGAAAAGGAUGGUCAGUCUAUGUCAGACCUCUUUUACGCUAUAACGUUUCGUAGAGCCAAUAUUGUCCGUUCAUUAUCACUCUACUACUGCGAGAGAGCGACUUCGGUGAAUGAGAAAUCGUUGACUGAGCCUGACUUCGAAAAUAAUUUGCGAAUUGUUGUUUCUGGAUUCGGUCUACUGUGUGAAAAACACCCUGACAUUGCUUUAGAGUUGGUGAAAAAUAUCAGUUACUUCAAAUCUAACGGGCCCGUUGUAUGGAGCAAUAAACGGGAGAACUUUGCCUACUCAGAUUCGGAAAAAGAAAGCGGUGAUGUGUAUAAAGCAGAUGCGCAAGAUGAUACAGGCUUCAAAUGGAGUAGAUUUUUUAGUAAUAAACAUCAGAACGAUGACGGUUAUCUGUAUAAAGAAUGUUUGGUCCCUUUGCCGAAUUUCACUCGAUAUCGGAAGCCGCCGAAAUCCCUCUUCGGAUUUCUUAACGUAUUUGAAUGGCUUAAAUACCUUUCUCCAUUUGCUAGUGCGGUUCUCCAUGGCAAAUAUCAUAUGUUUGGCGAACCUGCCAUGGAAGCGAUUAUUAAUUUCAAAUGGAGGAAAUUUGCCAAGACGCGAUAUGUCAUCUUUAUUGGUUUAUAUUCCUUGUAUCUUCUUUCGUUCAUGGCUGCCGUUACUCUCGAUUCUGGCAGAGUGCAUCAGGGAAACGUGAUCAAACAUCUGAUUUCAUUGUUCUCGAUUAUAGUAUUGGUACUCGGAUUCAUAUUUAUCGCAAUCGAGAUUAUGCAAAUGAUUGCAUAUCGUAAACAUUAUAUCGGCAUGUAUAAUGUCAUUGACCUGGGCAGCACUAUAUUGCCAAUGAUUUAUGCCGUCGGGGCAUUUUUUGGAAGCAGCUGGAGACUUAAAUAUGUUGGCAUCUCCAUGUUCUUUGUCUAUGUUGAUUUUAUUCUCGACUCCGAGUAUUCAAUGAUUACGGACUUGGUAGGUGACAGUCCGGUGAUGAGCGACUUUUCGACUCCUCAACAUGCACUCGUUUCAGUCUUUUUCUUCGUGACAGGCAAUUUUGGCUCUCUUAGUGAUGCGUUUGGUGAUCCGACAGUUGCAUUUUUGGCAAUUGUAUUUUCGUUCAUAACCGCGAUUGUAUUAUUGAACAUCUUGAUUGCCUUAAUGACUGAUGUUGUCAGCAAUGCCAAAAUCGCUGGUAAACAUGUUUGGCUUAAGCAGAAAGCAGAGUUCAUAUGUGAAUUGGAGGUAUACGCUCACGCGAAAGCAAAGACAACGACGCGAUUUCUUUCCGAAUCUAAUAUACUACUUUGCGAAAGAUGA